UCAAAAUAUUUGAACAAAGGGGCGAGAAAUGACUGCUGAAAACGAAAAUAGAGUGAGCAAACAGCUCCCAAUUCGUUUUGACCUCUCAUCACGAACCCUAACUCGGAAUUUGAUUCUGAUCGCAGGGAUCUGAAACGACGAGGUUUUGAUAUGAUCCACUGGAUUACUGGCUCCGUUGUUGAAAGGCGAGUAUGAAUUAAUAUCGAUAUUGAGAAAUUCGUCUUGUCUGAGCGAAGCAAAACGGAGAUGUACCUGAAGAAGCCGUUGUGGAGUGAAACAACAGAGAAAGGGGACGGAAAUGCAACGGUAGAGGAUGACGGUGUUGUGAGCGAAGUCGGAAAGUCGCUGCAGCAGCAGAGAGUGUAUAGAGAAGUCACUCUCGCCCUCAGAACGGGGCUCAGAGAUGCACGUGCUGAAUUCUCCUUUCUCCGUGUUCGAGCUCUCCGUUCCAUUCUCAAGUUCCUCCGUUCCGUUGCGGAGGCUGAAUCAACCAUUGACCUCUUUAAUCAAACCCAAUGCGUUCCCCAACUCCAAGUGGUUCCGGUUUUGUUUCAGCACUCGCUCAAAGAGAGUGGGGAUGAUUACAAUGAGAGUAAGGUAGGUGACUUGAGCCAUAUAUUUGGUGUGGAACCAAUGAAGGUGACGAGUCCAUCUACUGAUGCUGAAGUUGCGCUUGCUCUUAGAGUCUUGGAAGGGUGUUGUCUGCUUCAUCCAGAGAGUACAAUACUCGCCCAUCAAAACAAUGCCAUUCAGGUUUUAAUGAAUAUAUUAUCCACUCGUGGAGUAUUGGAGCAAGGUGCCUGCUUAGAUGCUUUAAUCUCGUUGAUGGUGGAUUCAUCAUCCAAUCAAAUGGAUUUCGAGAAAUGUAAUGGUAUUAUGGAAGUUGCUGACCUUCUAAGAGACAAGCAAGUGGAUGAAAAUCUCAGGUUAAAAUGUGGAGAGUUUUUGCUGCUACUCACUGGACAUGUGAAUGGAAGAGAUUCGGCUCCUUUGGCAAGUAUACAUGAAGAUACAAGGCGUCUUCUGGGGGAGAAAACAGCCUCGUUGAUAUGGGCAGCCAGUCAGUUUGACCCAACACUGGGACCAGAGGAGAGACUAACAUUCCUCCAGAACCAGGCUCGCAGGGUCCUUGAAUCAUUAGACUUGGACUGAAUGUUAAGGAUAACACCUUCAAUUUUAGGGAAUUGGGAAUGUGCUCCUUUUUGUUUCCAAGUUUAGUAUGUAUAUUCUCAUUAUUUUUGUAUUGGAAUAAUAAUUAUUUGUACAUUGUGGUUAAGCCUUUGAUA
Messenger RNA from Vigna angularis (adzuki bean), 1286 nucleotides. RefSeq lists its product as uncharacterized. Bases 247 to 1152 code for a protein of 301 amino acids. NCBI's taxonomy places the organism in Eukaryota, Viridiplantae, Streptophyta, Magnoliopsida, Fabales, Fabaceae. The record is from RefSeq and is a predicted model, not a curated record. The transcript is spliced from 5 exons.